AUAGUCUGUGUUUCUCUAGCUUGGAGGACACACUCACUCUCUCGGACUCCGCUUUGACAAGCUCUGCGUCCUCUCCCCCCUCUUCUUGUUGUUUUGCUUUGCUUUAGCUGGGGGGCCUACCUCUGCAUUUGCAGAAAACCCAACUGGGGCUAUUAUUAAACCUUCGCAAGCCAGCAAAACCCAUUACUCUGGUCAUUAGAGAUCCCAUCUGGGAUUCGUUUUGGUUUCUUCAGUCCGGGCGCUCUUAUAUUUAGGGUUUCAGAUGGCAGAGAGUUUGGACGACGGCGAGUUUUGGCUUCCUGCGCAGUUUCUCACUGACAAAGACAUACUCAUGGACAAGGGUAAUAUCAACAAUAGCAGGAACAAAGGUGGGAUUACCACAGGGAUUGGUUUCAGCUCCUAUGGGUACGAUUUGUUUGGGCCUUCUUCGGAUCUGAGUUCCCCAGUUGAGUCGGUGAAUGGUUCGACUGAGACAGAGAGUGACGAGGAGGAUUACCUUGCUGGGUUGACUCGCCAAAUUGCGCACGCAGCUCUCCAGGAUGAGUUUGUGAAGGUCGACCAUAGUUUCGUCUAUGAAAACAAAAAGACAUGGGGUAUGGUUGGUUCUCCACAAUCAACGCUUUGUGCAGUUGGGGGUGGCUGCGGUUGCAAGCAGGGCUCGAGCCGUGGAAGCCCAAUCAGUCCUUCUCAGGUAUCUUCGCCCCCUGCUACCUGGGAUUUGCUGUAUGCCGCUGCAGGGGAGGUGGCUAAGAUCAGAAUCAAUGACGAAGAGUAUGGAUACCAACAGAGCCGAGGACUGUUGGCCCCCCCGAGAAAACCUAGUCCAAUCUCUGUCCCUGUGAAGAACGCUAACACAGACGCUGGAUUCUACUCCAACCAUUCGGUUUCUCACCAGCAGUUUCAAGCGACUCAAUUUCAGCAACUCAAACAGCAACAAAUGAUGAAGCAGCGGCAGCAGGCCGUCUGGGGAGGACAACAGCAGAAGGGAACUGGCCUCUACCAACCCCAGCAAGUGAUCCAGAACAGAGGAAAAAGUAAUGAGUUUGGAAUCAACAGAAGCAAUCGUCCGUUAGGUUUGUCUCUCUCUGCUUGGCCACCUCUUCAAGCUCAGCAGCAGCAGCAACAGCCACAGCAAGGUGGUUCGGGCAUGAGAGUUGUGUUUCUAGGGACGCAUGGGUCUAGAAAGGAAUGUGCUGGUACUGGCGUGUUCUUGCCUCGUCGAGUGGGCAAUCCUCCCGAAAUGCGCAAGAAGUCUGGAUGUUCAACUGCUCUUCUACCAGCUAGAGUGGUGCAGGCACUGAACUUGAAGUUGGACGACGACGUUGGUUCUCAAACUCAGCUUCACCCUCGUUUUAAUGGCAGUUUUGCUCCUGACGUUGAUGCCGCAGUGAAGCUUCGAAGUAGUUAUGGAUUUGCGUGCGAGCAGAGGCGUGCGUUUCGUGCCCAGCCUGUCAUGAACCACGAGAUCCGGUUGCCUCAAGAAUGGACCUAUUAACGCCUGUUAACUAAACUUCAGUCUCUGGUUCCUAACUAAUUGUGUUUGAUUUUUGGGUUUCUUAAAAUGGAAGUGGUGAAGGGAUUGAAGUUUAGAUGAAAGGAAUGAAAGUUGUAUUAGGCAGUAGUAGGAAAUUAGUAUGAAGAAGAAAUAGUUUAAGAAGUAAAGAGACAAGGGAGAAAAUGAAAGAGAUAUUUUUUGGGUUAGGCUUAGAUGAAAAUAAAAGUGGAAUGUUUCAGGAAAGAGACGAAGAUGCAGACACAGCAGCUUUUGUUCAUUUCGUUCGCUCGGGCAACAAGAAAGCCGUGGAUGGGAGCCUUCCGGUUUUGUUUUCCUUCUUUUGCUGGGGUUUUUAUUUUGUGGGUAAUAAGUCGGAGUUUGGAAAUAGCGAUGGUUUUUUAAAUAUUUAAGUGGGUGUGAUCAGCGGGGGGAAGUUUACAGAACCCUCUCCAAUUUGUUGCGAUGCUUAUUACUACAGUAGUAGUUAGUUUGUUGUUUGUAGAAAUAUGUUCCAGUCGCCCCACCCACCAUGGCCGGAAGCAAAUAAUUAAAUGAAUGAAAUGAUUUGCUAUUUCUGUCUA
Molecule: messenger RNA, 2076 nt
Organism: Vitis riparia (riverbank grape)
Lineage: Eukaryota; Viridiplantae; Streptophyta; Magnoliopsida; Vitales; Vitaceae
Exons: 5
Coding region: 263-1495 (410 amino acids)
Source: RefSeq, a predicted model, not a curated record